AUGGGGGCCAAGCUUAAUGCUUAUUUUUCUCUUUACAGAAAGGUGCUGAAGGAGAUUUCUGUUGGGGAGCUCAAACCCAAUGAGACAGUUCAAGCCAAUUUGGAAGCACAGCUGUUGUCACAACUUAAUCAUCCAACUAUUGUCAGGUUCUACACCAGCUUUCUUGAACACAACAGUUUUUGCAUAAUAACAGAGUACUGUGAGGGUAGAGAUUUGGAUUGUAAAAUCAAUGAGUGCAAAGAAGCUGGCAAAACAUUCCCCGAAAGCCAGGUUCUGGAGUGGUUCAUACAGCUCCUGUUGGGUGUCCACUACACGCACGAAAGGAGAAUACUGCACAGGGAUCUAAAGACAAAAAAUAUUUUCCUUAAAAACAAUAUUGUUAAAAUAGGUGACUUUGGAGUUUCCUGUCUCCUCAUGGGGUCGUGUGAUCUUGCCACUACAUUCACUGGGACUCCCUACUACAUGAGCCCGGAAGCUCUGAAUCACCAAGGCUACAACUCAAAAUCUGAUAUAUGGUCACUAGCUUGUAUCUUAUAUGAGAUGUGCUGUCUGGACCAUGCAUUCACUGGCAAUAACUUCUUGUCAGUCGUGUUGAAAAUUGUGGAGGGGAAAACUCCAUCCCUGCCAGACAGAUAUUCAAAAGAAUUAAAUUCAAUCAUGGAAAGGUUUCCCAACGCUCUCCAUCUUGAGCACAUAGUAGGUGAAUCACCUUUGGGAGGUCUCCAGGCACCCUUCAGGGUCCAUCAGCCAGUCCCAGAGAGCAAGCGGGGCUUCUCCCACCGACGCUGGACACUCGGGAGCCGAAGCCAGGAGGCGACCCUGGAGAGGCAAUGGCAGGCCCACUGUGCAGCCAGCCCAGAGUUACAGUUUCGGAGGACGACGCAGCUCUGGGCAGCUUACGGGCAAGCCCUACAGGGGUCGUUGGUGCGCGGCGAGACGAGGACACCCUGGCUGACCUAA
Polyodon spathula (Mississippi paddlefish) is the source of this 960-nucleotide messenger RNA. Its product is annotated as serine/threonine-protein kinase Nek11-like. The record is from RefSeq and is a predicted model, not a curated record. Gene Ontology annotation, biological process: protein phosphorylation. Gene Ontology annotation, molecular function: ATP binding; protein kinase activity. Bases 1 to 960 code for a protein of 319 amino acids. The transcript is spliced from 8 exons. NCBI's taxonomy places the organism in Eukaryota, Metazoa, Chordata, Actinopteri, Acipenseriformes, Polyodontidae.